Molecule: messenger RNA, 1980 nt
Organism: Exserohilum turcica Et28A
Lineage: Eukaryota; Fungi; Ascomycota; Dothideomycetes; Pleosporales; Pleosporaceae
Exons: 3
Coding region: 1-1980 (659 amino acids)
Source: RefSeq, a predicted model, not a curated record
AUGGCUCAGCAGAGCCUAGCCGCCACUCCCUCUUCUCGUCAGGACAUUGUCAGCGCACUCCUCAGUGACUACUAUGGCAACUCCUUUGGAGACGAAAAAUCCCCUUCAGUGUACUCUCCCGAACCGCCGACAAGCCAGCUUCCUCCGCUUCCGCCACGAAAAGACAGUCUUGUCGCGCGUAAACCUGUGCCGGCUGCACAGCGGAUGGACGCAAAGUUCCAGCUGCGAGACGACCAAGACGCACCCGUGUCGCCGUCCAGCUCGGGCGAAGACUCACCAUCACGACCAAGGAAGCGCAUUGUGUCACGUAGCCUGUCGCGUGGCUCCAAACCAGCUUCUCUGAAGCUGACCAUCAGCAACGGAUCAACGGCGACAUUUCCCUCUGCACCAGAGCCCCAGGAGCAAUCUCAAUCUGUUCCUUCACCUGACUUUGCAGCGGGAAAUCACCCUCCGCCACCUCCUCCAAAGGCGGAAGAAAGGAACGCCAACAAAGAGGAGAUGGGUAGCAAAUUGUCAAAGCAGGCCAAAGAGCGUGCACGAAGCGACUCACUCUUAUCUUCAGGCAAGUCGAGACAAGCAUCACUUGUAAAGCGUAAGGAAGUCCCGCAAGCUAGCUCAAAGAGCUUCAAGAGCCUGGCUGAACUGGGAAAUGGACCACGAGGAAGAAAAGGCGCGCCGGCAGCUCCUACGUCGGCACCCAGAAAACAAAGUGUCGGUACCCCAGAAAGCAUGGCCAAGCCUAGCGAGGCUCAACGAGAAGAAGCUCCGCGCAAUAUGCAGGCCCAGUUCCCACCAACACCGGAUGAAGAGAAGGACGAUGCUGAAACUCUGGCACAACCAAAGAAGGCCUUUGGCUUGCCCACAAACCCUCGUGUCCACGCACUAGCAUCGCCCGUGCACAUGCACAGCGAUAGCAGCUCAGGGCUAAGUUCAUUGAAGGCAAUGAGGCCAGCUCCUCCGGCUCCUACCGUCGUCAAUGUCCACACCACGACACCGGAACCUACGCCCUCGCCCACGUUGAAGCCCGUCCUCGCGAAACGCGACGGUGAAAUAUCGCCCUUUUCGCCGCUGCCGCCGCCAAACAACCCAACGUCUUUGGUUGGUUACCACCACCAGCAGCAACGGGUGUCUGUGGAGCCUGAACCCCAGUCAAACCCGGUAGUAGUCCCGGUCGUAGCAGUAACCCAGCAAGAAGACUUGUCUUCAUCGCCCUCACCAUUGUCUGCGAACCCGGGUCUUCCGUAUGCUCCCACGCCUCCAAUCCAUGCCAACACGCCUCUACGCAUCACGUCGCUCGAGUUCCCUGCUUCCAAGGAUACGCGUCCCAUGAGCGCCCCGUCGCGUCCCGUAUCCAUGACUCUCAACGGCGCAAAUCUGUCUUUUACCCCGGGCCCUUCUGUCCUAACGACUCCGAUAGCAGAAGUAGAAGCCGUAGAAGCCGCAGCACCAGCACCAGUAGUGAACACCAACAAUGACACCACCACCACCACUACUACCACUACCAAAGAAGCCUCCCCCGCAGCACCCCAGCCAGAACACCACCAACCCCCCACUUCAGACGAAGCCGAAGACCAAUCCCCCUUCAUCCCAUUAACCCAACAAGCCAUUCCCCUCCCUCUAACCCUCAUCCCGCACAUCACCACAAAACACACAUCCUGCUACACCAACCACGCGCAAAACAUCUGGUCCAACAACCUGUUCCAGCCCCUCGGCUGCAUGGUAUGCCACGAAAACACCAAAGAGCGAAAGUGGUCCUGCACCUGGUGCCAGCUGCGCAUUUGCAGGCCGUGCAGCGACGAGUUGAGACGCGUGCCCGGGCGCGAUGUCGCCGUUUUGGUGCAGGCCAGGAGGGCCCUGGAGGAGAAAUUUGGGACUGGGAUUGCGAACACGGGGGAUGCGGGGAGAGGUGUGGCGGGGAUGCUGCAGAUGGAUGCUGCUGCUGCUGCUGCUGCGGGAGUUGUGCGUGAGGAGAUGAGAUGA